Anoplopoma fimbria (sablefish) is the source of this 1957-nucleotide messenger RNA. RefSeq names its product mitogen-activated protein kinase 10 (gene mapk10). The transcript is spliced from 13 exons. Gene Ontology annotation, molecular function: ATP binding; JUN kinase activity. Bases 7 to 1428 code for a protein of 473 amino acids. Lineage: Eukaryota; Metazoa; Chordata; Actinopteri; Perciformes; Anoplopomatidae. The record is from RefSeq and is a predicted model, not a curated record. Gene Ontology annotation, biological process: JNK cascade; protein phosphorylation. Gene Ontology annotation, cellular component: nucleus; cytoplasm.
GUAUUUAUGAGCAGACAUUUCUUAUAUAACUGCAGCCAACCAAUCCUGGAUGUGAAGAUAGCCUUUUGUCAGGGUUUUGGAAAACAAGUGGAUGUGUCAUAUAUCGCCAAACAUUACAACAUGAGUAAAAGCAAAGUGGACAACCAGUUCUACAGUGUGGAAGUGGGAGACUCCACUUUCACAGUUUUAAAACGUUACCAGAAUUUAAAGCCCAUUGGCUCUGGAGCUCAGGGAAUAGUCUGUGCUGGCUAUGAUGCUGUCCUGGACAGAAAUGUAGCCAUCAAGAAGCUGAGCAGACCCUUCCAGAACCAGACUCAUGCCAAGAGGGCAUACCGGGAGUUGGUGCUCAUGAAAUGUGUCAAUCACAAAAAUAUUAUCAGUUUAUUAAAUGUCUUCACACCACAGAAAUCAUUAGAGGACUUCCAGGAUGUGUACUUAGUGAUGGAGCUGAUGGAUGCCAACUUGUGCCAGGUGAUUCAGAUGGAGCUUGACCAUGAGAGAAUGUCCUACCUGCUCUACCAGAUGCUGUGUGGUAUCAAACAUCUGCACUCAGCCGGCAUUAUUCACAGGGACCUCAAACCAAGCAAUAUAGUGGUGAAGUCAGACUGCACCCUGAAGAUCCUGGACUUUGGUCUGGCCAGGACCGCAGGCACCAGCUUCAUGAUGACCCCUUAUGUGGUGACUAGAUACUACAGAGCCCCAGAGGUGAUCCUAGGCAUGGGGUACAAAGAGAACGUGGAUUUAUGGUCGGUGGGGUGCAUUAUGGGAGAAAUGGUGCGCCACAAAAUCCUCUUCCCUGGGCGGGACUAUAUCGACCAGUGGAACAAGGUGAUUGAGCAGCUGGGCACACCCUCACCAGAGUUCAUGAAGAAGCUUCAGCCCACAGUGAGGAACUACGUCGAGAACCGGCCAAAGUAUGCAGGGCUCACCUUCCCCAAGCUCUUCCCCGACUGCCUUUUCCCUGCUGACUCUGAGCACAACAAACUCAAAGCUAGCCAGGCCAGAGACCUGCUGUCUAAGAUGCUGAUCAUCGAUCCUGCGAAACGGAUAUCGGUGGACGAUGCCUUACAGCACCCCUACAUAAACGUUUGGUAUGAUCCGGCUGAGGUGGAGGCGGCCAGAGAUCUCAUCCAAAUAUCCAUGCCUCCACCUGCGAUCUACGACAAGCAGCUGGAUGAAAGAGAACACUCCAUUGAUGAAUGGAAAGAACUAAUUUACAAAGAGGUGAUGAACUUUGAGGAGAGAACGAAGAAUGGCGUAGUGAAGGGACAGCCUUCACCUUCAGGUGCAGCCGUGAACAGCAGCGAGAGCCUCCCUCCCUCCUCCUCCAUCAACGACAUCUCCUCCAUGUCCACCGACCAGACCCUGGCCUCAGACACCGACAGCAGCCUGGAGACCUCCACAGGACCCCUGGGGUGUUGCAGGUGACUAGCAGCCUGCCUGCGCAACCCCAUGUUCUUCCGAAGGUGAAGAAACCCCAACCGAAAUGACCAACUGAAAACACCAACACACGAGUAAAGAUCAAAAAUGAAUAUAUUAAGAACGAAAACAUGCGUUUAUGGGAAAAACAGAAUCUGAAAUGAUGAAAUCUAAAGCCUGUGCAUUGUCAUUCAUAAACACCAGUGGUAUUUAAACUGAAGUAAAUGAGAUAUAUGUUAAUGAUCCUCUAGUUGCUUUGCUUAUAUUAGCCCACAUCUCUUGUAUAUGGCUUCCAAACAAAAAUGAUCAAAUGCUUCAACUUGCAUCUCCUAUAAAGUGCAUACUGGCUGGCUGCUGGUCUCUCCAAUUCCUUACAAAAGCAUUUCUGCUCCAAUCAUCGUGGCAAGGUUCGGCUGCCAUUUUGCUAAUCAUUACUGUACAAAACGUUCUCCCUCUCCCCUGUCCCUAUCAAACCCUUAUGUAUUGACACGGCUGUAUUUUAACCUCUAGGCUUUGUCUUGGUCGCCCUCAUAACCAC